AUGAAAGAUAUUUUGAUUUUUAUUUCGUUUUUUGUGGUUUCUUAUCAAUUAUGUUGCCCUGAUGGCACAGUUGUUUAUAAAAAAUCUUGCUAUCAUUUAAUGCUCGAUAAAGUCGAUUGGAAUUCGACUUCUAUCAUUUGUGCCUCAAAAUUCAUCAAUUCAACUUUAUUAAAGUUUCAAGAUGAAGAAGAGUUUCAACAUGUAAGCAUUUGGCUUCCAAUGCAGCAAAACGUUUGGGUUCAAGAGGAUUUUCAUCCACCGCAAGACGAUCUUAAUGCAAAACCGAAAAAGAAGAAGAUGCACAAUGGACCCAAAGCGCCACCAACGCCAAAAUGCCCGGCUUUUUACAACAAUGCAAAAAAAGGCAUCUUCCGUCUCUACAAUUGCACCAAGAAACAUGCUUUCAUCUGUGAACAACCAGCAAAGGAACAAUGC
This is a messenger RNA of Mesorhabditis belari, 435 nucleotides long. The record is from the annotation of a GenBank genome assembly. Lineage: Eukaryota; Metazoa; Nematoda; Chromadorea; Rhabditida; Rhabditidae.